This is a messenger RNA of Sinocyclocheilus grahami, 1870 nucleotides long. RefSeq names its product cytochrome P450, family 4, subfamily T, polypeptide 8 (gene cyp4t8). Gene Ontology annotation, molecular function: oxidoreductase activity, acting on paired donors, with incorporation or reduction of molecular oxygen; iron ion binding; monooxygenase activity. The record is from RefSeq and is a predicted model, not a curated record. The coding region runs from base 74 to 1606 and encodes 510 amino acids. NCBI's taxonomy places the organism in Eukaryota, Metazoa, Chordata, Actinopteri, Cypriniformes, Cyprinidae. The transcript is spliced from 14 exons.
UCAUAUCGCUUCCUCUUUCUCACAUCGAGCUCAGUGCUAUAGCGGACCCCGCGCGCAACAGUCUCCUCAUGUUAUGCAGCUUUACGCGAGUAUCCCGUUGAGUUUGGAGUCGCUCUCCGUGAAUCAUGUCUUUGCACUCGCGUUGCUUGUGUGUUUGGCGAUAGUGGUUAAAUUAUUGGUUAUGAGGAGAAGAGGGAUGUGUACACUGGAUGUGUACACUGCACACUGGCUCAUCGGACACGUCAAGGAGUUUCGCCAGGAUGGACAUGAUUUGGAAAAGAUUAUGAAGUGGAGUGGACAGUAUCCCUUUGCCUUUCCGCUGUGGUUUGGCCCAUCAUUGUCCAUUCUGAACAUCCACCACCCAUCAUAUGUGAAGACCCUUCUCACCACUACAGAACCAAAAGAUGAUUAUGCAUACAAGUUUUUCAUCCCUUGGUUAGGCGAUGGCUUGCUUGUGUCUACUGGACAGAAGUGGUUUCGGCACAGACGGCUUCUCACUCCUGGUUUCCAUUAUGAUGUUCUGAAGCCUUAUGUGAAACUUGUUUCUGAUUCAACCAAAGUCAUGCUUGGUAAGUGGGAAGUUUAUGCCAAAUCAGGAGAGUCGUUUGAACUGUUUCAGCAUGUAAGUCUGAUGACGCUGGACAGCAUCAUGAAAUGUGCGUUCAGCUUUAACAGCAACUGUCAGACAGACAGUGGAACCAACCCGUACAUCCAGGCGGUGUAUGAUCUCUGCCACAUGGUGAACGUCAGGUUCAGAGUGUUUCCUUACCACAGCAAGGCCAUAUUUCAUCUCAGUCCACAUGGAUACAAAUUCAGGAAGGCGGCCAGAAUAGCACACAAUCAUACAGCGGAAGUUAUCAGAAAGAGGAAAGAAGUCUUGAAGAUUGAGAAGGAGCAGGGCAUUGUUAAAAACAAACGAUAUUUGGACUUUUUGGAUAUUCUUCUGUCUGCCCGAGAUGAGCAUCAGCAGGGUUUGUCGGAUGAAGAUAUCAGGGCUGAAGUGGACACAUUCAUGUUUGAAGGCCAUGACACCACAGCCAGUGGAAUAUCUUGGAUUUUCUACAAUCUGGCAUGUAACCCUGAGCACCAGGAGAAAUGCAGAGAGGAGAUUCUGCAGGUUCUGGAUGGAAAAGACACAGUGGACUGGGAAGACCUCAAUAAAAUUCCUUAUACCACAAUGUGCAUUAAAGAAUCCCUGCGGCUUUGCCCUCCUGUCCCGGGAAUAUCACGAAAGUUGACUAAACCCUUGACCUUCUUUGAUGGACGGACUGUACCCGAAGGUUGUACCAUUGGAGUUAGCAUUUAUGGGAUCCACAUGAAUGCCUCAGUGUGGGAGAAUCCAUAUGUGUUUGAUCCGUUGAGGUUUCUGCCGGAGAAUGUUGCUGAGAGGUCACCGCAUGCUUUUGUGCCCUUCUCUGCGGGACCCAGAAACUGCAUCGGACAGAACUUUGCCAUGAAUGAGAUGAAAGUCACCGUGGCGCUGACACUGAAGAAAUACCGGCUGAUUAAAGACCCCCAGCACACCCCGAAGAUGAUCCCUCAAGUCGUGCUCAGAUCACUCAAUGGAAUUCACAUCAAGAUCAAGCCAGUAGAAAAGGAUUCAUGAUCAGCCAGUGGGUACAUUGAGCCUGUUUGACAUGCUGCUAGGAGGGUUCAAUGCAUUUUUGGAAGAGUGUAUGAAGCCCCUCUGCUGGACCCUUCAGGCAUCAACAGCUUUCAAGGAUUAAAGCCAGCGUGUCUUCAGCAAGGGUCCUUAUUGAAGGAUAGAAGCACUUACUGGCCAUGUCUUUGAGAUUAAACCUUUAAAUGAAGUAUGACAAAAUGUAUGAUACAAUAAAAUUCCUGGACAAGAAAACUUUACAUCUGAAUA